AUGGCUACAUACCCCUUAGAGGUUGCUCCGCCUCUGUUGAGGGCCCCUGAAGGCAGGGUAGUGAGCGAGGAUCAGUUGUUACAGCACUCUCAAGCCUUCUUCCAAGGCGCGGAUAUUGUCUGGGUUACCAUAUCAGCGUGUCUGGUGCUGCAAAUGAUACCCGCGUUGUCGAUGUUCUACGCCGGCGCAGUGGACAGAUCCUCAACGUUGACGUUACUCCGUAUGCCCGUUGUCACCGCAGCAUUCUGUGCUGUUCAGUGGUAUCUCUGGGGUUAUUCUCUGACCUUCUCCCCGAGCCAUGCCGAGAAUCGAUCACCGUGGCAUGUGUAUGGUGGACAGGUCCAGGACUUGGUUUUAUAUCGCGCGCUCGUCCGCCCCGUGGGUGCAGCAGGGCCCAAGAUUCCCGAGCUUCUCUAUGCCUUCUACCAAGGCAUGUUCGCCUGCUUCACGCCUGCCCUAAUCUGCGGCGGGGUCAUCAAGAAGUUCAGGGCCGGCCGCUUCCUCGCCUUCAUACUUCUCUGGUCCCUGCUUGUCUACUAUCCCGUUGCGAGAUGGACGUGGUCACCAGAAGGUUUUUCCAGCCAGCACGGCGUCAUGGACUUCUCUGGAGGCACUGCGGUACACAUCACAUCGGGAACUGCAGUCGGCGCAGUUGUUCUCUUUGAUGCGGUCGAGCGCCAUGGCUGGGGCGUCUUUGCACAUGCCUGGGCAAUCAUCUAUCCGAAGCCCACACCAGCCCCUCCGGUAAAUGUGAUGACCAUUAGGCGAGAGGAUAGCGGUCUAUCUGACGAGGCCAGCCCAACUGCACCGGCAAGCAACAUGAAUACAACGGCCUCUCCCCGCUCAAGCACGGGUGACCCCAAACUUACCCCAGAAAUUCCUUCCCACCCUCCAUCACCACGUGUUCCUACGCCGGCGCCCCCAUCGGCACGUAUGCUUACCAGCCAAACCGUUUUCCCGCAUAUGCUGCCCGCUCCACAGCUCGACCCAAGUGCAAUUUUAGGAGACGACGCACCGCAUAGUCUAAACAACAUGAUUUUAGGAACAUUGCAGCUCUGGUUUGGAUGGUUCGGUUUCAACGGUGGUUCGGCCUUGGGCGGGAACCUCCGGGCUGUCUCAGCGUGCAUCUCAACACAUGUCUCUGCGAGCUCGGGGGCCUGUACCAUGUUGCUUUUGCACUGGGCUUUGCAGGAAGCGGUGAGACAGUGGCCCAAACUUGUCCGGGAGGGCCGCAGAGGAGCAAAGGUGUCGGUUGUUCACUUCUGUGACGGGGCUAUUGUCGGCUUGGUCGCCAUUACCCCUGCGGCCGGAUAUGUGCCUGUCUGGAGCGCCGGCUGCAUCGGCGCGAUUGCCUCUGCGGUCAUAUUCUUCCUCAAAAGCACCGUCUUGCUGGAUUUGAUGAGGAGCGACCCGCUAUUCAUUUUCUUGAUACACACUGGGGGAGGGUUCAUCGGGAUGGUCCUGACCGGGUGCUUUGCGAGGCAAUAUGUAGUCGGAUUUGAUGGUUACUCAACUAUCCGGGAGCGGUCUACGGCCGGGCGGCUAGGGUGGCAAGUUGCGGAUGCUCUGAUGGGGUUUGGGUGGUCCAUGGCCAUGACACUUGGAACACUGCUGCUCCUCAAGGUCGUCAUAUCCGUGGCUAACAGGAAAUGGACCCGGUUAUUUGACGUCCAGGUGGAUGAAAAGCUGCAAGCCGAGUUGGAAUAUAAGGAGAGGAUUGAAUGA
This is a messenger RNA of Canariomyces notabilis, 1725 nucleotides long. RefSeq names its product Rh-like protein/ammonium transporter. The record is from RefSeq and is a predicted model, not a curated record. The coding region runs from base 1 to 1725 and encodes 574 amino acids. Gene Ontology annotation, biological process: ammonium transmembrane transport. The transcript has 7 exons. Gene Ontology annotation, cellular component: plasma membrane. Gene Ontology annotation, molecular function: ammonium channel activity. NCBI's taxonomy places the organism in Eukaryota, Fungi, Ascomycota, Sordariomycetes, Sordariales, Chaetomiaceae.